AUGUCUCUAACCACCGGCCUCCCGCCCAACUGGACCAUUAAAGUGUCCAAGACUCACGACAAAGAAUACUUUCUCAAUCAAGCCACCAAAGAAUCAUCUUGGGAUCCACCAUACGGGACUGACACUGAUGCAUUAAAGGAUUAUUUGAGAAAGUUCAAAGAGAAUGGUCGUAAACCAGUCAUCAACAAAGACGGUAAAAUUAGAGCCAGCCAUAUUUUGACAAAACACAAAAAUUCAAGAAAUCCCAAGUCGUGGAGAAAUCCCGAGAUAACCAUUACAAGAGAAGAGGCUAUACAAAUCUCAAGAGAACAUCUUUCAAAACUUUUAAAAGGCGAGGCCACAUUUAAUGAGCUAGCUGAAACUGACAGUGAUUGUAGCUCUCAUGGUAGAGCUGGAGACUUGGGGUUUUUUGGUAAAAAGGAAAUGCAACCAGCUUUUGAAUCAGCAGCAUUCAAUUUACACGUUGGAGAACUAAGCGAUUUAGUUGAAACUGACAGUGGCAUACAUAUAAUCCAUAGAACUGGGUAG
Molecule: messenger RNA, 528 nt
Organism: Lodderomyces parapsilosis
Lineage: Eukaryota; Fungi; Ascomycota; Pichiomycetes; Serinales; Debaryomycetaceae
Gene: ESS1
Product: peptidylprolyl isomerase
Exons: 1
Coding region: 1-528 (175 amino acids)
Cellular component (GO): cytosol; nucleus
Molecular function (GO): protein binding; peptidyl-prolyl cis-trans isomerase activity
Source: RefSeq, a predicted model, not a curated record